CAGUUUCUGCUGUACACUUUCCUUUCAUCCCGGUCACUCCUGCCCCGUCUUCUCCAGGAGAGCACUUCAGUAUUGGAAGGAGGGCCUUCCUUUGGAGCUCACGUUUGUUCCAGCACCCAGUAAUUUCUCAGAGGCUGCCCUCCAGACCGAUGCUCCCUCACAAGGCCAGGGGUGCUCCCAGAGGUCCUCUGGACAGUGAGUGUCCUGGAAGGCUGCCUCUGGCUAGGCUGGGCUGAAGGAUCCAGGCCAGUGUGGGGCCGCACCCUGCCUGAGAGCCGCCAGGAUCCACCGCCAUUCCCUACCUACUCCUUGUUGAGCCAGACAUCCAUUUGAAGCCUGGAGGGACAGGAAAAAGCAGGGGUCCCAGGUGAAGCUGAGCAACGAAGCCACAGUUCUGACCUGGGAAUCUGCCAGCAACAGAACUGCUGUGUCUCAGAAACAAGGCCUUCAGUAUCUGGAGUAGAAGAGUGUCAGGGCGUCCAGACCCAGCAAACUGGACGGUCCCUGGACCUAAAGGCUCCUCCGGCUUUGCGGGUCUCCUCCCUAUCCGGGUCUUGCCCGCCGCCAGCAGGUGGUCCCUCUGGGGGGCCACAUGCCUCCGCCCCGGGGGUGGGGGCUGGGGGUGUAUGAUCUUACAGCUUCCCCCAGGAAGGAACAGUGGGGGCGGAGCGGCUGCGAGGGCCCAGUUUAUAAGGAGAAGGAGGCGCACUUCCAAGCUCCGCCAGCCCACCAUGCACGCCCACCGCCUGCUGUUGUUCCUCGUGCACGCCGGGUGGGUCCUGCUCCAGGUUGGCGCCGCGGCGGCGACCCUACAUACGCGGGGGCAGCCCUCGUCGCCGUCACCUCUAGCGUAUAUGCUGAGCCUCUACCGCGACCCACUCCCCCGGGCGGACAUCAUCCGCAGCCUGCAGGCGCAAGAUGUGGAGGUGAAUGGACAGAACUGGACCUUUGCUUUUGAUUUCUCCUUCCUGAGUCAAGCAGAGGACCUGGUAUGGGCUGAGCUGCGGCUGCAGCUGUCCAGCACUGUGGACCAUCCCCCUGAGCUCCCACUGUCCAUUGAGAUUUUCCACCAGCUGAAAAUGGAUGCAGAGCAGGACCCAGCCAACUGCCUGGAGCAUCUUCAGAUGGACCUGUUCACUGUCUCUCCAUCCCAGGUUACCUUUUCCUUGGGAAGCAUGGUCCUGGAAGUGACCAAGCCACUCUCCAAGUGGCUAGAGCACCCUGGGGAGCUGGAAGAGCAGAUGUCCAGUCUGGCUGGAGACUGCCGGCAACGGCCUCCCACACCCCCUGUCACCAAUGUGCUCCUUGUGCUCUACUCCAAUCUGUCCCCAGAGCAGAGGCAGCUGAGCAGCUCCACCUUGCUGUGGGAAGCUGAGAGCUCCUGGCGGGCCCAAGAGGGACAGCUCUCUCAGGAGAGGGCCAGGAGGCUCCGUCGUCAUCACCUGCCAGACAGAAGCCAACUGUGUCGGAAGGUCAAGUUCCAGGUGGACUUCAACCUGAUUGGAUGGGGCUCCUGGAUCAUCUAUCCCAAACAGUACAAUGCCUAUCGUUGUGAGGGCGAAUGUCCAAACCCUGUCGGGGAGGAGUUCCAUCCAACCAACCAUGCAUACAUCCAGAGUCUGCUGAAACGAUACCAACCCCACCGAGUGCCUUCCACUUGCUGUGCCCCAGUGAAGACCAAGCCAUUGAGCAUGCUCUAUGUGGACAAUGGCAGAGUCCUUCUAGAGCAUCAUAAAGACAUGAUUGUGGAAGAAUGUGGAUGCCUUUGAAAAGAUCCUGGAGGGGUGCUGGAUUUGCCUGUACUCUGGAAGUUUGGGAAGCUCCUGGAAGACACAGUAACCAUCAAAUCCACUGAGGAGAAACAGAGGGAGAAAAGUUGCUCUGUCUACCAGAUCUGAGGAAGGGCUGCCCUCUCUGUAAAUGAAAACUGUGGAGUCUGACUAAACAGAGGCCACUGUCAGGAGAGGGAAGAGCAAGCCUGUGAAGUGGACUUGUUGGAUUUUUCUGUUUGCUGAAAAGAUAGUGGCAAGUAAAAGCACUAGUCUGAGUUCUUUACCUGAUUUUUUAAAUCUGGUGAACCCCAAAAAAUUGUAUGCAGAAGUUGGGGUAUAAUGCACAUUUAUUUUUAAAGUGGGACAAGGUUAUCUAUAACUUUUAUGUAUUCUCAAAAGUGGUCUUUGACCCCCACCCCUCAAGAUUAAGGAUAACUUAAAUUAUAAAUGGUCAGCAUAUAGUUUAUAAUUGCAUGAGGCUGGUUUAGAGGGGCCCCCACAUCCUUCUGGCUGGCCAGUGGCAAUCUGUUGGCCUUCUCCAGAGGCUCCUUGGAGUGAGUCUCUCCUAAUGAGUUGUACAAACAGCAAAACCAUUGUAAAGCCCUGAAAGGCCAGCUGGUGCCUUUGAAGGGAGAGGCGGGAAUUGGCCAAGAGAACUGGCCACGUUGGACUACAGAAGCUGCAGUGCUCAGCCAUCCCUGCGUCAGCCUGCUCUGGCAGACACAAUCUGAGUUUAUUAAAGUUGGUGACAGUUUGCUUCAGUCACUCAUUGAAUGCUAUUAAUGAGGCCCUAAGCUCCCUAACCAGCAGGGAUUGAAGGCCCUGCCCUGAUACUUGGGUAUGGUCACAGCUUAGCCACUGAGAAGUUGUAUGACCUCAGGUGAGUAAUUCCCUGCUCAGCCGCCUCCUCACAUAAAAGGGAAGUGGGUGAACCCUAAUGCAUUCCUGUUGAAUACCUGUUGGCAGGUGCAAAAGCCUGAGUUUUAAGCCAUAGAUUAUCCUCUGGGCCUCAUUCCUAUCCCCCUCUAAAGCUUAUGAAGCCUGUUAAACCCAGGUCCUGCCAGAACUCCAUUAUUUACCUUUUCAGCUCUUGUUGCUCAGGGUUCUAGGAUUGGCUUAAUUACAGGUUCCACAUGACGGCACAGCAAAGAGAACCCAAGCUUGUAGGAAGCUGCCACCAAGCUGAGCACAAGUCUUGGCCUUUUGAAUAAAAAGGCCCCAAAGGCAGCAAGCCUGCUCUCAGCUGACUUUGUUGAGCACUGACAAAACAGGCUAUUUCUUUUUGUUUGCCAGGGUGAGGUGGCGUUAUAUUAGGAAAAGUCCACAAUAGAUCUACCCCUGCUUUUCAAGAAGCCUGUUGACUUGAGCCCCUGCCUUAGGAAAAUGAUUCCAAUCAUGUGGGAAUCCCUACUGAGCUUAGACAAAACUCACCUGCAACCUUGGUUAAGUAAGGGCAGGCAGGGGUUGGAUAGGCUAGAGCCAGGCCAUGAGAAACCUCAGUGCCCUGAUUCAGCAGCAAAGCUGAUCCAGCUGCUCCUUUCCGGGAAUGGAAAUAGCCCUGCCCUAACCACAAUUCAGAAUCACAGUGGAUUCUGUAUCCAACCCUACUUAGAAAAUAGAGCUGGGGAGGCCUUGUGAGGUCAGCUUUUGUUCCAUCCUGUCAUAAAUGAGACCCCAGAGGCCUAGUGGCCUGACCACCCAGCUAGGUGUGGCAGGGUCAAGAGCUCAGCUCUGUUCUCAAACCACAGGGGCAUUGUCUUUAAUAGCAUCUAGAGGUUUUUGCUCCCCUAGCUUUGGGUCAAGGUCUUAGCCUUUGGAACCAAACAUUUGGACCCAAGCCCACACUACCAAACUGAAGGUCUUGGGAGUAAAUAUCCUGGUCCUGGAGAUGAAGAGCAUCUUUACUAAGUAGGUGCUCACUAGUUCUGUGGCCAGGGCCAGGAAAGCGAAAGGUCAAGCUAUUUGUGGCUACAGCUUGUGGGAGUGCUUACAGUUAGCAGCUUUACUGACUCAGAGUACAAACCUCACUGACAAGGCAUUGCCUUCUAGUAAGAUGCAGGCCCAAAGGAGGGAAAUUCCAUUUUGCUGACCCCUGCUGAACGCUCUGGUCAUUCUGCUGCUUGGCCAAGGGUAUUUGGGGCCAAGCCUAGCAACACAGGUCUGUGCUGUAGACACUGUGUUCUAGGAAAAGCGUUUAAGUCUGGGAAAAGCGUCGUAAGUCGGAGGAAAUACUGCCUCUGAGAACUGAGUCCUGCCCUAACCUGUGGGCCAGGAAGGGGCUUUUAUAGAAGUCAGUUAACUUCCUCUCAAGGUAAGGUCUGCUGCCAAGUCAGUAGCUGAGUGGAAAAACAUGGAUGCGUUACUUUCCCUGGAUGGGAAAGCGGUGGGCCUAGCAGUGGGUAGGAGUGGGAAAAAAAGGGAAGUCCAUGCAUGAGAGCAGCAGAAAUAUGGGAUAUACAAGAGAUGGAACAGCCUCUCAUAGCACUAGUUCAGGAUUUACCUCCACCUUGUAAAGCCUCCACUUUUAUUAGCAUUAA
Molecule: messenger RNA, 4309 nt
Organism: Manis javanica (Malayan pangolin)
Lineage: Eukaryota; Metazoa; Chordata; Mammalia; Pholidota; Manidae
Gene: NODAL
Product: nodal growth differentiation factor
Cellular component (GO): extracellular region
Molecular function (GO): cytokine activity; growth factor activity
Source: RefSeq, a predicted model, not a curated record